GGAAAGAAACAGAAGUUACUUUCUACACACGCGCGCGCACACACACAGGCGCGCGCACCCAGAGGAACUGUCAUUUUUCUACGCGUCCUCUGACAUCAGCCACCUUCUCUCUCGCUACAGUUUCUCUGCACUCAAAAUAAUCCCAGGCAAUGAAAAAUGAACCUCUCCCCCUCCCUUGCUGCCGCUGCCUUUUGCCUCACGCCCCCAGAGAAGUGUUUCUCCGCCAGACAGUCGAUGAAGAUUUUUUUCCAAGUCACAUGAUCCAGGAUGCAGGGGGAAAAUCCUUCUUGGAACAGAGAUGGGGCCAGAACUGAAGAUGAGGAGUGAUAAGGUGUGAUGCAGGGAAGACUAUAUAAAGGAUGGACCCAGGGCUGCUGCACACACGCGGCCCCGGGACCCCUUGCCCAGACCCAGCCAUGCAUGUGCCUCCUGGCUCCGUGGCCAGCCACUGGGGACGUGCCAGCCGCAGUUACUUCUACUUCACCACCGCCACACUGGCUCUGUGUCUUAUCUUCACGGUGGCAACCAUUAUGGUCCUGGUGGUUCAGAGGACGGACUCCAUUCCCAGAACACCUGACAACUCCCCCCGUAAAGGAGGAAACUGCUCAGAUGACCUCUUGUGUAUCCUGGAAAAGGCUCCAUUCAAGAAGUCAAGUGCCUAUCUCAGAGUGUCAAAGCAUCUCAACAGUACCAAGAUUUCUUGGAACCAAGACGGCAUUCUCAACGGAGUCCGAUACCAGGAUGGGAACCUGGUGAUUCAGUUCCCAGGCUUGUACUUCGUCAUUUGUCAACUGCAGUUUCUUGUGCAGUGCUCAAAUCAGUCCGUGGACCUGAAGUUGGAACUUCUUGUCAACACGAAGGUCAAAAGACAGGCCAUGGUAACAGUGUGUGAGUCUGGAAUACAAACUAAAAAUAUAUACCAGAAUCUCUCACAGUUCUUGCUGGAUUACUUGCAGGUCAACACCACCAUAUCGGUCACAGUGAAUAAAUUCCAGUAUGUGGAUACAAACACCUUUCCUGUUGAGAAUGUGUUAUCCAUCUUCUUAUACAGUGGUUUAGACUGAACAGCUUCUCCUGGACUGCAAGAUGAAAACAACUCUCUACCAAACAGUACUUCAUCUAUCCAAACACUGGGACAACAAGAAAACGUUAGAGCAAAACAGAAACCACAAAACAUAUUAAAUAAUAUACUCACUCUCCUUCUGUCUCUUGGAAAAGUACUUAUCAGGGUUUAAAAAUGAAGUAUCUUUUUAAGGAACAAAGUGCCACAGUGUGGCGAUAAAACCCCAUACGGCAAUCAGAAGGGGUUGGAUUGCCCCAGCCAAACUAAUAAUUCAUUGCUUCACUCUGACCCAUUCCUUCUCCUUGCUGGAGCUCAGACUCCAGGCCUAAAAAAAUUGGGGACUAAGUGUGAACCUCUCCAAAAUCCAUUUCACUUCAUAAUAUCUGUGAGCUGAGACUCCAAGCAGAGCUCUAGAAGCUCCCAACCAAAUGAAGGUAUAACACAUCGAUAUACAACAAAUGGUAUCAGCGACAAUCGACUGAAUGUCACCGCAGCAGGUCAGAAUAUGGUGACAAGGUUCAGGAUGCUUUCCAGAGUGACCGUGUAUGUUCAACACACCGUCUAUUCAUUUGUAGUGAUCAAGGCAACACUGUCAUUUAGCCAGGGACCAGCUGCCAUUCCCUGCAUGAGAUACAUCUGUCCCCUGCUUCAAACUCCUCUCAGAAAAUCAGUUUUCCAGAGGGCUUAUGAGUCCCCAGAAAAAGCCCUCAAUAGACAAUGAUGACUUGAAAACAGCAAGAAGAACUUCUGAGCAAUGACAUCCUUCUAUCCUGACGUAGGCUGCUGUGUGGUUUGUCCAGAGUCAUCAAACUUGACACUGCUGCAUUCGCUUUGAAGAAGCAUCUUACCUGGUGAAGUACUUCAAUGAACCCUCUGGCUCAGAGUGGAAGCCUCUGAGGUUUUUGCUUCAGGAAGAAAAGAGAGACCCUCCACUGCUGUGCAAAAAUACCAAAAGAAGUAAAAUUCCAUUUUUCUCAAGGAAAAGAAAGGAUUGAGAAUGCAGCAAGGUUUGUUACAAUCUAGAAAAUAUUUAAAGAAAAGGAUGAGAGGGGCUUGGAGAAACAAGAACACCUCAGGAGAAAUGUUAGGUCACAAGCUGAGCAGUGCAUUAUGGCAUCGUCCUCCUAGGUCUCAUCAUAAAUUCUCGGUAAGCCUGCUAGGCCUUUAACUUUCUGUGAGUAGAUUCUUUGGGAGGAUCAGACUUUGGAAAAGGUGGUGAAUCCCACAAGCCAAGUGCUAUGUGGUCAGAACACAGGCAAAUUUAUAGAAAAAAAAGCUAGAGAUAAGGAAACACCUGGGUCUGGAUUUGUAUAUUAACUGAACAGCACAACAGAAUCUUGAUUAAAUCAACUCACACAUUCUUGAUGGUAACUGGAGCCUAAGUGCAUGCAAACUAAGCAAGCAUUCUACCCUCUCACAGCCUAACUCUGGAAAGAUCCCAUUCUCAUUUCUAGCUGUUCUCUGAGCAAAAGUACCUGACUUUUGUAGCAUGAGGGUUGCCUAAUUUCAAUCUGUCUAGCAAUGCUCAGAAAAAUAGUUGCUAAAGACACAGGGGAGCAUCAUUUAAAAGAUUAAUCUGUCUUUUUAAAAAAAGAAGACAAUUACCAAAAGUCAAGUGGUAAAAGCAAAGAAAAUGGACAACCCAGAAAGUGUAAAACUAGAUUCUGUUACUCUGGAAGGUUAACCAGAUCUUGGAAAUUUUAUGAGUUAAUGACACUUCUAUGUAAGUGAAACAGGUCACUUUUCUUACUGGAAACGUGGCUACCUAAAGCAUGUAUCUCUUUAGUGAACACUGAACUUGACCUCACAGGCUGCCCUCUUCCCUUCCUCUCACACUCCAACCCCAAAGCAUACACAACACACACACACACACACACACACACACACACAUAUAAACACACACACCUCAUUAUACUCGCCAAACUUACAGAGAAAAGUGAGGGAUGAGUUGAUGAAAAAUAACAAGCUCAAUGUAGACUAAUGUCUUUCUGCCCCUGGAAAAAAUCACACGACUUUCUCUAUAUUCAGGAACGUCAUUUUCACCUGAAUUCCCAUCACCCACUGAUGCCUCCUGUUCCUGCACUAUCUCAUUCCUCCUCAGAAUUUCCCAGUCACAAAGACAGUGGCUCGGUGUAUGGCUGGGUGCUCAGAAAGGGUUUGGUAUGAACAAGCAGAGAAAGAAGGAAGUACCAAGGGAAGCGGUGUAGCAUUUACCAAAUAAGAGAACUUUCCAAAAUCUUGGGAUUCCCUGUAAGUAUUCCAGCUCAAUGAAAUUUUAAAAGGAGGAUAGAGAAGUCACUUGAGAAUCAUCUCUGGAAUGUUCCAGAGAGAUCAGCAAAGCCAAUGGAUUGCUAUUGGAUGGAAUACCCAUGGAGAACACAUAUCUUGAGGCUUCCCCAGAAUGUGCACUCCACCUCCCGGCCCUCACUGACCUUGACUGGACUCCUCUUAUGGCUUUUCUAUAAUUUCUCAGCCCUACAUGGAAAAGUUCCCAGCAACCAGCAAUGUUCUCUGGCCCUCCCUGCUCCACCUCCACUCUGAGAUCAUCGUUCUACUUGAGACACAGAAGGUCCAUGUUUUCUAUAGAUUUGUCACAUGAUCAAAUCCCAGAAAAUGGUUAAAGUUCCACCACAUUUAAAUUAUAUUAUGACUCUCAGAAAGAAACUAUGAUAAAGCCAAUAUGUUUUCCAAUAAAGUAGAACUUUUUUUUAAAUUUGAAGUUAUGCAUAUAUGCAUGUGUAUAUGUGUAAGUAUAUAUAUAUGUGCUUUUAUACAUACGUAUGUGUAUAUAUAUAUGUAUAUAUGUAUGUGCAUGUAUGGUGACUUCCUGACUUAGGAACAAGUUCUGUUCUAGGAGAACAGCUGUAAGUUAGGGUUAGGGUUAACAUAGUGCGUCUUACACACUUUUGACAUAAGUAUAUACGAAUAUAUAAUGUAAAGCAUAAAAAACCAAACACACACAAAAGACUGUACACUAUUGCACUGUACAGUAAGCAACAAAAGCACAGCUGUGACAAUGUCCAGCUACUUCCAUGUGUUCAUGUCUGUAAAUGUUUGUAAUGCAAGGUCCAUUCUUAGCUGUGAAAGUUCACAGCUUGAAUGUUUGUAAGGCAGGAACUUACUGUAUAUAUUUUCCCCUAGUCAUCUGUUUAAGGGAAGUUCGGGGAAGAAAGCUUGAUUCUUGCUCUGGUAAUUGCAAGUUUUAUAUAUGCUUAUAUUUAUUUUUAAUUAAGAAGAAAAUAGAAAAUAAUAUUUCUUCAGUACUUCAUCAACUUAUUUAAUAACUGUUAAUAUUUUUCUAUAUUUCCUUCUGCUUGUCUUAAAAUAAUCCAUAGAGAGCUAAAAUCUCACCCUUCUAUCCAUCUCCCUACUUGCUAUCCUAAGAUUGUAUGACAUUGCCAGAAGUUUGUCGACACCCUUCAUUUUUCUAAUCUUAUAUUUGUUUUAUUGUAAGAAAAUAUAAUACAAAAUUUUGUGUGGCUUUGAAAUGUUUAAUAAACAAUAUCAUACUUCAUAUAACAUUUUAUGCCUUGCACUUUUCACAUGACAUUAAACUUUUGAAACUUAUCUGAAUUAAUAGAUAUAGCGCUAGCUCAUUAUUUAAAUGCUAUGUAUUUCAUUGUUUGAAUGCACUAUUGUUUGUCUCUAUGCCUAGGAAUAAACGUGUAAUUUGCUUUCCAAUUUUUGUUAUUCAGCACAAUGCUUCAGUGACCACAUCUUCUUACACAACUUCCACCUUUUGUUGCCAUUUUUCUAUACAACAAAACAAAACUCAUAAAAUGAGUGCUCCUGGAAAAAUAUAAAUAGUGCCCCAAGGCUGUGGGGUUAAUCAGAGCUGGUGAGGGUUCACGUUUCCAUGAUCAUAGCUUGUGUGAUCUGAACUCUGGAGGCUCUUCCCACGUCUGCCAAGUAUUACUAUGGUCUGCUUAACUAUCAACACUUCCACCCCAAGUGCCAGUGACACAUGCCAAGGGCCACUUUAUGAUGCUGAGUUGUCUGUGCUUUUAAAACAAAACUUUGAAAGGCAUUCUGGUUUUUCUGGAUCCACUUCUGUUUCUGGAGAGUGAGUAUGAAUCAGAAUGUGCUUACAUGACAAACAGUGCUCAGAAAGAGAUUCCUUCCAUCAAAGUCCUAAUGUCCACGUGUCUCAGUUAUAGCCUAGAUUUCUUUCUCUUUGGGCUCCCCAGUCUCUCUUCAUGUACUCCCAUAAAUGUAAGUGACCUCUUCUUUCCAAUAACUGUAAAUAUGCAUGAGGUGAUCAAAAAAUACAGUGGGUAUUUGAAAAAUUCAUUACAGCAAAACAUGUAUUGCUAUUAAUACCCCCUCAAAAUGCUCCCUGUCUUCUAACACUCCUGUCUCCUCAUUCUUGCAACUUUAUGAAGCAUCUCUGAAGGCGCUUUUUCAUGAGGGCCUUCAUGUAUCAAAAAUAUAGUGAAUGUUGUUGCUGAAUACCGUCCAACAGAAAGUCAGGCUCAUGACACCAUGACAGUGUGGGAGAAACUACCCCUUCCCAUGAAGUAAGCUCUGCUAUGCUGAUGGGAAAGAGGCUGAGCCCGAAGAGGAUGUAUGCCUUCCCAUGAAGUAAGCACCACCGUGCUGAUGGGUAAGAGCCUCAGCCAGAAGAGAAACUACACCUUCCUGGGAGCCAGCAAGUGGGCAGGCUAAAAAUGGUAAAGGGUCCCCCCACCCCCCAAGCCCCCACCCUCACGGCUGCUGCUGACUCGGAGGACUCAGGAUGUGAUGACAGCAACUGAGGGAAAGGCAGUAGCUCAAUGCUUGUAUUGCUUGGUUGACUGCAGGCCUGGGCUGGUGGUCUGGGCAUCUGCUUGGAGGAAGGCAGUGUGCAUUGUGUCAACCGCGGGGGAUUUCCUCCUGUCUUGUUUUUGAAAUCCAAUGUUUUGUUCCAUUUUACUGUUUCAUUUUAUUCCUGCCUCUGGUAACCUAAGCAAUUAUUUUGAAGGUAACAAUGUGUAGUCUUUUUCUCACUGUUUUCAUUUGUUCCAAUUUAUUGUUUUGUUUUAUUCGAUGUUAUGUUUUGAUUGGUUUUAUUCUGUGUUGUUUUGUUUGAUUUUGCUAUGUCUAAUGGAAUGGACAACUGUGGUGAAGACAGCAAAAUAUAUUACGAUAGCCAUUAUUGAUUUUCUGUGGUCCUGUUUUGAAGUUCUGUACCACUUUAGCUGCUGAGUUUUGAUUGGUUUUAUUUUGUUUUGUUGGGUUUUGUUCUCUUUAAAGUAAAUAAAUUUUUUUAAUUUAAAAAAACAGGGACAGGGGCUGGGGAUUUAGCUCAGUGGCAUAAGCGCCUGCCUUGUAAGCAGGCAGUCAUGAGUUCGAUCCCCGGUACCGAUAAAAAGGAAAAAGACAAAAAAAAAAAAAAAAAAAAACA
Cavia porcellus (domestic guinea pig) is the source of this 6446-nucleotide messenger RNA. It is a transcript of the gene Tnfsf8, whose product is annotated as TNF superfamily member 8. Lineage: Eukaryota; Metazoa; Chordata; Mammalia; Rodentia; Caviidae. The record is from RefSeq and is a predicted model, not a curated record. Gene Ontology annotation, cellular component: membrane. The coding region runs from base 360 to 1064 and encodes 234 amino acids. Gene Ontology annotation, molecular function: tumor necrosis factor receptor binding. The transcript has 4 exons. Gene Ontology annotation, biological process: immune response; CD8-positive, alpha-beta T cell differentiation.